Messenger RNA from Kogia breviceps (pygmy sperm whale), 2143 nucleotides. NCBI's taxonomy places the organism in Eukaryota, Metazoa, Chordata, Mammalia, Artiodactyla, Physeteridae. The record is from RefSeq and is a predicted model, not a curated record.
CGAGAUUUCUUCUGUCCAGUUAUAUUUCGAUCAUCGCUUUCCUGGCAUCUCGAUUCGACUUGAAAGGGAGACGGAACUCGGGGAAAAGCCAUGGCUCUAAAAGGACAAGAAGAUUAUAUUUACCUUUUCAAGGAUUCGACGCAUCCAGUGGAUUUUCUGGAUGCAUUCAAAACAUUUUACUUGGAUGGAUUAUUUACUGAUAUUACCCUUCAGUGUCCUUCAGGCAUAAUCUUCCAUUGUCACCGAGCUGUUUUAGCUGCUUGCAGCAAUUAUUUUAAAGCAAUGUUCACAGCUGACAUGAAAGAAAAAUUUAAAAAUAAAAUAAAAAUCUCUGGCAUACAACAUGAUAUCUUGGAAGGCCUUGUAAAUUAUGCAUACACGUCCCAAAUUGAGAUAACUAAAAGAAAUGUUCAAAGCCUGCUUGAAGCAGCAGAUCUGCUACAAUUCCUUUCGGUAAAGAAAGCAUGUGAGCAGUUUUUGGUAAGGCACUUGGAUAUUGAUAAUUGUAUUGGAAUGCACUCCUUUGCAGAAUUUCACGUGUGUCCAGAACUAGAGAAGGAAUCUCGAAGAAUUCUAUGCUCAAGGUUUAAGGAAGUAUGGCAACAAGAAGAAUUUCUGGAAAUCAGCCUUGAAAAGUUUCUCUUUAUCUUGUCCAGAAAGAAUCUCAGUGUUUGGAAAGAAGAAGCUGUCAUAGAGCCAGUUAUCAAGUGGACUGCUCAUGAUGUAGAAAAUCGAAUUGAAUGCCUGUAUAAUCUACUAAGCUAUAUCAACAUAGAUAUAGAUCCAGUGUAUUUAAAAGCAGCUUUGGGCCUUCAAAGAAGCUGCCUGUUAACUGAAAAUAAGAUCCGAUCUCUAAUAUACAAUGCUUUGAAUCCCAUGCAUAAAGAGAUUUCUCAGAGGUCCACAGCCACAAUGUAUAUCAUUGGAGGCUAUUACUGGCAUCCUUUAUCAGAGGUGCAUGUAUGGGAUCCUUUGACAAAUGUUUGGAUCCAGGGAGCAGAAAUACCAGAUUACACUAGGGAGAGCUAUGGUGUUACAUGUUUGGGACCCAAUAUUUAUGUAACCGGGGGUUACAGAACGGAUAACAUAGAAGCUCUUGACACAGUGUGGAUCUAUAACAGUGAAAGUGAUGAAUGGACAGAAGGUUUGCCAAUGCUCAAUGCCAGGUAUUACCACUGUGCAGUCACCUUGGGUGGCUGUGUCUAUGCUUUAGGUGGUUACAGAAAAGGGGCUCCAGCAGAAGAGGCCGAGUUCUAUGAUCCAUUAAAAGAGAAAUGGAUUCCUAUUGCAAACAUGAUUAAAGGCGUGGGAAAUGCUACUGCCUGUGUCUUACAUGAAGUUAUCUACGUCAUUGGCGGCCACUGUGGAUACAGAGGAAGCUGCACCUAUGACAAGGUCCAGAGCUACAAUUCAGAUAUCAAUGAAUGGAGCCUCAUCACCUCCAGUCCACAUCCAGGACUUACACAAGGAGGGACUUCAGCCAUACGCUGUGCUGGCUCUGAAGACAUCUUGGAGCUGUCUGACUCUCAGAACCAGAACAAACCUCUGAAUCUUCCUGCGCGUCUCCCAAAGUUUGUUUUAUCCAGAGACAAAGGAGGAAGAAUCCUUCAAGUUGGCCUGCUCACGAAAAACUCAAGAGGAUGAAAUGGAGAACUCCCAGGCCCUGCCUUGUACUCAGAGAAAAUGGGAGACUGCCUGACUGUGGACAUCACAAGAAUCUCAAGGCCCAGAACCUGACGGGCCUGACUGGCAUGGCUCGCUGAGUCUCAGAAUAAUCACCUUCUAUGGUAGCCUAAGUUGUUCCUAAGGCUUUGACUUGAGGAUAGCCCACCCUACAGAAUUGCUAAGAAAGGCAAACUUGGGGUGCACUCUGAAAGAUUGAAGGGAGGCUAUGGGGAGCCACAUUCACCCUCCAGCAUGUAUAUCCUGUUUAUAUCCUUUGCUCUGCUUGUUAGCUUAUCCAGAACAAAACCAAGGUAAUAUCAACUUGAGUGGAGGCCAAGUAUUUAUUCUCUCCAUUCCCUGAACCCAGACCAGAUUCCAUGGUCCAGUUUUCAGCUUACAUUAUAUCAUCCAGCUCUGUUUUUACAGUAAACGUAUUUAAUAAAAGAUGAUAAUUUAUGCACAGUGAGUAUUAUUUUAA